CAUUAAUUAGGACCAUUUGACCUUCAACUUGGGCAUAACGAGUCGCGCGGCAGACAGUAUGGCUUCUCCCACGAAUGGCACCGGCCAUGCAAACCAAGCGGCGCAACCGCUCGACGUUCUGGUCGUUGGAGCGGGGAUUGGAGGAUUGAGCGCAGCAAUCUUUCUCAGACAACAGGGCCAUCAUGUCACUCUCCUAGAACAAUCAAGAUUCGCCAACGAGCUAGGAGCCGCGGUACAUAUGGCACCAAACGCAACUGGACUGCUUUUGAGAAUGGGUAUCAAUCUCGAAGAUCUGGGCGCUGUUCCUUGCAGGAUCCUUUCUCAGUCUCUGCCGAACGGGAAACAAUUGUUCGAAGCUCCGUUGUGGAGGUCGGCGGGUAGGUGGCAGCAUCAAUGGAUGUUGGCGCACCGAGUGGAUCUACACAAGGAGUUGAAGAAACUAGCAAUCGCAGAAGAUGGACCUGGAAAACCCGCUGUCCUUCGAACCUCCAGUCGAGUGGCAAGUGUUGGCACAGACGGCAGCGUUAAUUUGGAAUCUGGUGAACAGCUGAAAGCCGACCUUGUCAUCGGCGCUGAUGGCGUACACUCUAAAGCUCGUUAUGCGUUACCGGGCUCACAAGGUUUCAAGCCCGCCGGAGAUGGGAAGAGCGCGUUCCGAUUCACAAUGCCUCGCUCGCGCGCACUCGAAGACCCGCUCACGAAGCCGCUUGCCGAGAAAGAAGGACACCUGAACAUGUACAUGGGAAAGGACCGACGUGUUGUCAUCUACCCGACAAGACACCACGAACUUUUGAACUUUGUCUGUAUACAUCCGACAUCUGAGUCCGAGCAGAAGGACGAAAAAGCAGACGGAUGGCAGACCGAUGCAAACUUGCAAAAGAUGUUGGACGUGUACAGAGGCUGGGAUCCAGCUGUCUUGAAGAUUCUGAGCAUGGCUGAUGAGGAUACGUUGAAGGUGUGGGAACUACUCGAUAUGGGCCAAUUACCGACUUGGACGGAAGGACAGCUUGCACUCAUUGGAGACGCAGCGCAUCCCUUCACGCCCCACCAAGGCCAAGGUGCAGCACAGGCUAUCGAGGAUGCCGCCUCCUUAGCAUGUGUCCUUCCCCUGGGUGUAGCACUGGCUGAAAUACCAGAAAGGCUUAAGCUCUACGAACAGUGCCGCAUGAAACGCGCCACCAACAUCCAGGAGUAUUCUCGUCAAUCGGGUGCGGAUUUAGGCUCUGGGCCUCCUCUCGACCCGGGCCGCUUCACAGACGAGAACUUUGGUCACGACGAGUGGCAUUUCACAAGCCAGAAACUGCGCGAGUGGGAAUGGAGCCGUAAGCCCACCGCAUACCGAAGAAUGCCUACAGUGUUUGGUCCUUUCCCCGGCCCACGACAGGAUCAUUUCGGCAACAGCAGAGACUGGACCAACUCGACUUUUACUACUGCUAGCAUCAAGUUCAAGACUUCACGUACGCUUUUGGAGAACCUACUUCCUGCCGGGUUCAAGUUCGCCUCUCCCAACUCAAAUUGCUUCGCCACAUUUUCCUUAUCCGUUCUUGGUAACCUCGAGUGGCUGGGUGGCAACGGCUACAACCACUUCGGUCUAUACAUCCACGGCGUAGAAUAUACGAAGGAAAAUGGUGACAAAGUUGUGGGAACCUACCUUCCGGUGCUGUUCGAGAAUCUCGCAGAUCCUAUCAUCAGCGGACGGGAAGAGCUCGGCAUGCCGAAAGUGUUCGCCUCGCUUGACGUUGCCGGAGAAGAAAGCGCCUUCAAGCUGAAAGCUGGCUGGAUGGGAAACACUUUCUUGGAUCUUUCCAUUACCGGUCUUGUUACGAAACCAGAACCGAACGGAGUGCAUGCUUCUGGUCCCCCUCCGGGCGCUGGUCCUCCUCCCGGCCACGGCCCUCCACCUCCGCCAAAGGAAGAGGGAUUAUUCUUCCACAAGUUCAUCCCCACGACUGCUUCCGAGGGCAGCAAAGAACGAGGACAGGCUGACGUUGAAUACGUGGGAUUUCUUCCUAACGACGAGGAAGUAAAGGCACCUAGGCAAGUCCAGAGUACACUUGUCGCAGAUAAAGCGGAGAUCAAGUUCGACUCGUUGGACUGGAAGAGGCUACCGACUCUGCAUCAUAUCGUUGAUCGAUUGGCGGAGAUACCCAUCUACGAGGUUGUAGAGGCCAAGGUAGUGGAAGGCCUGGGUGGUAGCGACGUCAAGGGUGCAAGGAGGCUUGUCUAA
Molecule: messenger RNA, 2227 nt
Organism: Paraphaeosphaeria sporulosa
Lineage: Eukaryota; Fungi; Ascomycota; Dothideomycetes; Pleosporales; Didymosphaeriaceae
Product: FAD/NAD(P)-binding domain-containing protein
Exons: 2
Coding region: 59-2227 (722 amino acids)
Molecular function (GO): lyase activity; FAD binding; monooxygenase activity
Source: RefSeq, a predicted model, not a curated record